AUGGACACCAGCAUCCAGCGUGCGCUCAACGAUAAGCUCUAUGACAAGCGCAAAAUCGGCGCGCUUGAGCUUGAGAGGGUAAUUCGGGAAUUCGUGGUCAGCAAAGACUACCAGAGAGUCCACGACAUACUCGAGCAGCUCUGCAAUGACUUCGCCUAUGCCGUUCACCAGCCGCAUGCCAGGAAUGGCGGCUUGAUCGGCUUAGCGGCGGCCGCCAUCGCCUUGGGCCCGGAACUUCCUCGCUACUUGGCCAAAAUCGUGCCGCCUGUAUUGGCCUGCUUUACCGACCAGGACGCGAGAGUGAGAUAUUAUGCCUGUGAGGCCAUGUACAACAUCGCCAAAGUUGCCAAAGGGGAAAUCUUGAUAUAUUUUAACAACAUAUUCGAUCAACUUUGCAAACUUGGGGCCGAUUCUGAACUCUCUGUCAAGAAUGGAGCGGAACUCCUCGACCGACUCGUCAAAGACAUUGUGUCAGAGUCUGCUGCCUCGUAUAUUUCAGUACUUGAAGCACCGCCAGAGAUUGAAAACGACAAAGACCAGUUAGAGAACCCGCAUGCGCACCUUCCGACUGCAUUUUCGUUGCCCAGGUUUAUACCCCUUCUGAAGGAGCGCAUCUGGGUUUCAAAUCCAUUCACACGCCUAUUUCUAGUUGGCUGGAUCACGUUACUCGACUCGAUCCCCGACCUGGAGCUCGUCACAUAUCUUCCUCGCUUCCUCUCCGGCCUACUGAAGUUUCUGUGUGAUCAAAACAACGAUGUGCGGACCGCCACUCAAUCCUGCCUGAACAAAUUUCUGAGUGAAAUCAAGCGCAUCUCGCACGUCAAAAAGGGUAUCCUCGAGAGCAAGAAGUCUCGUGAAGGUGGAAAGAGGAAGCGACAAGAAUCAAUUGAUAGCGGGAGCUACCGGCCGGAGCCAGAGGAGGGCGAUGAGAUGGAAACCGACAUGAGUGACGAAGGCGCCGAUGAAAGCUGCGAGGAUGACUGGAUUCCCGGGCAAGACGUCGAAGUCAACUUCAAGGAGAUUCUAGAGAUACUUACUGAAGCUCUAGAGUCACCAUUGGAAGAGGACAGUCUUUUGGAAGCCCUGAAAUGGAUUGUGGAGCUUCUGGACAUUUGCCCGGAAGAAGUUCUGUUGUUCACGCCGAAUAUUCUGGCACAUAUGCUGCCUGCCAUGGCCAGCACCAAAGACCGUGUACAGAUAGCUGCUACGAGAGUGAACAACUCAUUGAUGGAUUAUGUUGCCUCGCUCACAGAUGAGUCUGUCCCGCCGCAUUCUGCCCUCCAAGCUCCGGGAUUCUCCAGCUCUAAGCCAAACUUGCAGCCCGAGAAGCAGGAGGCAAUUGGAAGUAACAGGGUUUCCUUGUCCAACUUCCGUGAUGCUGACCAAAAUCCCACGCCGUUGCAAAGUCGGACCUCUUCGGCGCAAAUCGGAGGCAUUCCGCAGGCUCAACCCGACUUGGACUAUGCUGCUGCUGUCAACUCUUUGACUCUACUUUUUCUAAAUGACCACGAAGCUACUCGAGUCGCCUCUUUGACGUGGCUCAUCAUGCUGCACAGGAAGGCCCCCAGGAAGGUCCUGGCUUUCAAUGACGGCACGUUCCCGGCCCUUUUGAAGACGUUGUCCGAUCCAUCCGACGCCGUCGUCACGAAAGACUUGCAGUUACUGUCACAGAUUUCUCGACACAGCGAAGACGACUAUUUCGCCUACUUUAUGGUCAAUCUACUGCAGCUCUUUUCCACGGACCGGAAGCUUUUGGAGGUACGUGGUAAUCUCAUCAUUCGGCAGCUCUGCGUCAGCCUCAGCCCGGAAAGGAUCUACCGAACCCUCGCGGAUUGUAUCGAGAAGGAAGAAGAUGUCGAAUUUGCGAGCAUCAUGGUUCAGAAUCUUAACAACAAUCUCAUCACCGCUCCACAGCUUGCAGAAGUGCGCAAGAGGCUGCGUAAUCUGGAAGCAAAGGAUGGCCAAACUCUCUUUGUUGCCUUAUUCCGUUCCUGGUGCUACAAUGCAGUCGCUACCUUUUCGCUCUGUUUGCUUGCGCAAGCCUAUGAACAGGCAUAUAACUUGCUGCAGAUUUUCGGCGAAUUGGACAUGACUGUCAAUAUCCUUAUUCAGGUUGACAAGUUGGUGCAGCUCAUCGAGUCUCCAGUCUUCACUUACCUUCGCUUGCAACUGCUUGAACCAGAAAAAUACCCGUUCCUAUACAAAUGCAUGUAUGGAAUUCUCAUGCUUUUGCCGCAGUCUUCGGCCUUUGCUGCGCUGAAAAACAGACUGAACAGCGUCAGCGCUAUUGGGUAUCUGCAUGCAGCACCCCGCCCCACUGCAACUUCUUCUAGCAGCUCAGGCUACGACAGACCAAAUCGCCUCAAGGGGCGCGAAGAGGGCGGCAUCCGUUGGGUGGAAUUGUUGGAGAAGUUUCGCAGUGUCCAGGAGAGGGCUCGCCGAGCACAGAGACAGAACAUGGACAGCGAUGAGGUGCCAAGUAUCAGUCUCGGCGAGCUCAGGAUAGGCGACGGCUCGUUCGACAUUAGAGGAAAGGAUGGUAGAGCCGCUGCCGGCAAUCCAGCCCCGCAAAAGGAUGCGAAUGCGCCGGCGGCGAAGAGAUCAGGUCUUGGAAGGCAGUUUGGCAGGCUUGGAGGCGCAGUCUCGGGCAGGAGUAAGCGUAAUACUUGA
This is a messenger RNA of Cordyceps militaris CM01, 2670 nucleotides long. RefSeq names its product Armadillo-type fold domain containing protein. The record is from RefSeq and is a predicted model, not a curated record. Gene Ontology annotation, biological process: phosphatidylinositol biosynthetic process; positive regulation of kinase activity. The coding region runs from base 1 to 2670 and encodes 889 amino acids. Gene Ontology annotation, cellular component: fungal-type vacuole membrane; PAS complex; endosome membrane. NCBI's taxonomy places the organism in Eukaryota, Fungi, Ascomycota, Sordariomycetes, Hypocreales, Cordycipitaceae. The transcript has 9 exons.